Messenger RNA from Oncorhynchus mykiss (rainbow trout), 5361 nucleotides. NCBI's taxonomy places the organism in Eukaryota, Metazoa, Chordata, Actinopteri, Salmoniformes, Salmonidae. The record is from RefSeq and is a predicted model, not a curated record.
CCUGAGCUCGAGAAGGAAGCAAAUUCAUAGUUGUGGUUCACGUUCACAGCAAACAAGACUAGAGGCAACCCUCAGAAGCUCAGGAUUGCGAGUAUCUUCACCAUAUUGUCGCAAUACUCUUGCUUCAAGUGGAUUUACGGACUUCGGUUUUACCGGUGUUUGAAUCCAGAGCGUCUUUUUCGCUUGAGCGUUAACUGAAGUGAUGAAGGCAACUCGCGUGUGAAUUACUACUGGAAACAAUAACGUUUUAGUAGACUAUAUGGAUUUUCCGUCGGUUGUCAAUACUUGACCCCGCUUUUUAUCGGUUUACUACCAUACAGUUUGGGGCCAACGUAGUUAUUUGUUCAAGGAAAUGUGAGGACUUGGAUGCAGCUCAAGAAAGAUGAUGACCCGAGGCUGUCCCUAAUUCCUGUUUACAUGAAGUAGUUCAACUAUCAAACGUCCUCAAGACAACGGAAAGGAAACGGACUAAAUUAAUUGUUGGCUACAUUGUAACAUUUCAAGCUGGCAAGUAAUGGCACUUUUUAUUUUCUAUGUCUGCUGAGUAUCCCACAGAGGAACCAAAACGCGCUCGUGACCGAGAGGGAACGGCCAAUUAACUUUGAUUUUGGGCACCAUCGAUGAGGACGCAGCAGUGAACUGACGAGUCACACAUAGAAACGCCCCAGUCCCUCCCACCACCAGCCCCCCUCCCCUCCCUCUGUCCCUCUCCCCUAUUCCUGGCCCCUCUCCCCCACCCCAGACUCACCAUGCUGAUCAAGGAGUACCGGAUCCCAAUGCCAAUGAGCGUGGACGAGUACCGCAUCGCCCAGCUCUACAUGAUCCAGAAAAAGAGUCGGGAUGAGACCUGUGGCGAAGGCAGCGGAGUGGAGAUCUUGGAGAACAAGCCGUAUGAGAACGGCCCAGGGGGAAUCGGCCAGUACACCCACAAGGUUUACCACAUCGGCAUGCACAUCCCCAGCUGGUUCCGCUCCAUCCUGCCCAAGGCAGCGCUCCGGGUAGAGGAGGAGUCCUGGAACGCCUACCCCUACACCCGCACAAGAUAUACAUGUCCCUUUGUUGAGAAGUUCUCCAUUGACAUUGAGACGUACUACAAGCCAGACACAGGAAACCAGCCAGACGUCUUCAACAUGUCCCCAGCCGAGAAGAGGCUAAGGACUCUGGACCCCAUCGACAUUGUCAAAGAUCCCAUCACUCCACAUGAGUACUUGCAAGAGGAGGACCCUCGGAUCUACACGUCAGACAAGACCAAGAGAGGACCUCUGCAGGAGGACUGGAUCGAGGAGUACAACAACAACCCGGGGAAGACGCCCAUCAUGUGUGCUUACAAACUGUGCAAGGUGGAAUUCCGCUACUGGGGUAUGCAGUCCAAGAUUGAGCGCUUCAUCCAUGAUGUAGGGCUGAGGAAGGUGAUGGUGCGGGCCCACCGGCAGGCUUGGUGCUGGCAGGACGAGUGGUAUGGCCUGACCAUCGAGGACAUCAGGCAGCUGGAGCUGGAGACCCAGUUGGCCCUGGCCCAGAAGAUGGCCCAUUUCAGCCAGACAGAGGAGGCUACCGAGGCCAAUGGAGCUGUUUCAUCCCCAGACAAGAAUCAGGUCGUCAAAGAUACCAUCAACUCUUUAGAAGCUGAGGAGGUGGUCAGUGCAGGGGGCGGGGGAGACACUCUCCAAACAAAACGAGCAGGGCUCACAAAGCAGUGGUCCACCUCCUCCAGAUCCUCCCGUUCAUCCAAGAGAGGAGCGAGCCCGUCACGCCACAGCCUAUCUGAAUGGAGGAUGCAGAGCAUUGCACGAGACUCCGAGGACAGCUCAGAGGAGGAGUUCUUUGAUGCUCAUGAGGACUUGUCAGGUGAUGAAGAGGUCUUUCCCAAGGAGAUUGCCAAGUGGAACUCUAACGACCUCAUGGACAAGAUUGAGUCGGCUGAUGCAGAAGACACCCCUGGAGAGCUAUACAAGGACAUGGCAGGGGACUAUGAAAGGGAGGCCGGUGAUGAGAGACUAGAUGAGGACCUCUCCUCUCAGCAGUGUCUGCAGCCUUCUAGGAUCCACGUGCUGAUCCUGGUGCUACAUGGAGGCAACAUCCUGGACACAGGAGGAGGGGACCAGACCAGUAAGCAGGGCGAUGUCAACACCAUCAGCACUGCCUUUGACACAGUGAUGCGCUUGCACUAUCCCACCGCGCUGGGACGAAUCGCCAUCCGCCUGGUGCCCUGCCCUGCCAUCUGUGCUGAGGCCUUCUCCCUGGUGUCCAAUCUGAGCCCGUACAGCUAUGAUGAGAGCUGUCUGUCAAGCAGUCAGGACCAUAUCCCCCUGGCUGCCCUGCCUCUCCUGGCCACCUCCACCCCCCAGUACCAGGAGGCUGUGGCCACCGUCAUCAUGAGAGCCAACCAGGUGUACAACGACUUCAUCAGGUCCCUGGAUGGGACAACCUUCUCUGGCCAGGUGUGCUUGAUUGGGGACUGCGUGGGAGGGAUCUUGGGGUUUGACGCCUUGUGUAUCAGCAACCAGACUAUUGGUGAGAGCCAGAACAGCAGCCGCAGGGGAAGUGUAAUCAGCGUACAGGACCAGGACCUCCUCUCUCCAGGGAUCAUCAUCAACAGUGGGUAUGGCUCUGCCUCUCCCACCCUGGAGAGCAGCCGCCACCUGAGCCGCAGCAACAUUGACAUCCCCCGCUCAGGAGGACCAGAUGACCCCAAGAGACAGCUGCCCCGCAAGACGAGCGACUCCUCCACAUAUGAGUUGGACACCAUCAAACACCACCAGGCCUUCCUGACUAGCCUCCACUCCAGUGUUCUGCGGACCGACCCGUCCUCACGCAGGUCCAGCAGCAGCACCUUUCAGGAUGCAGGCUCUCUGGGGAAGUUUGAAUUUGAGGUGGCAGACUUCUUCCUCUUUGGCUCUCCUCUGGGCCUUGUCCUCGCCCUGAGGAAGACUGUCAUUCCUGUGCUGGACGUGGCCCAGCUGCGCCCUGCCUGCCAGCAGGUCUACAACCUGUUCCACCCAGCCGACCCCUUGGCCUCACGCCUGGAGCCCCUCCUGGAGAAGAAGUUCCACCUCCUGCCCCCUUUCAAUGUUCCCCGCUACACACGCUUCCCCCUGGGGGACGGCAACUCCGCUCUACUGGUGGAGACAGUCCAGAGCAACCCUCAGCUCCUGCUCGAUACUGGGCCCCCCCUCUCUUUCCGCUGUCAGGAGCCCAUCAGCGAGACCUGCAUCCCUGUGCCGGUGCUAAACUGGCAGGAGGGCUCCCUCAAGGCCACACCUGCUGUUCUGGAGUCGGAUUUUGUUCAGUCUCAUGGUGGUGUCUUCAUGGACAGUUCGUACCCCUCCUCCCCCGUUACGGGCCCCCACUGCCGGGGCCUGCGGAGGGCCAGUGAGGUCAGCAUUGCCAGCCAGGUCUCAGGAAUGGCAGACAGUUACACUGCCACCAACAUAGCCAACAUCGCAGCUCGUUGGUGGGGCACCAAGCGUGUGGACUUUGCCUUGUACUGCCCUGAUGCCCUGACAGCCUUCCCCACAGUGGCACUACCGCACCUCUUCCAUGCAUCCUACUGGGAGUCCACUGAUGUAGUGUCCUUCCUGCUGCGACAGGUUAUGAGACAUGAAAACUCCAGCAUACUGGAGCUGGAUGGUAAGGAGGUGUCAGAGUUCACUCCAUCUAAACCCCGGGAGAAGUGGCUCAGGAAGAGAACCCACGUCAAGAUCAGGAAUGUGACAGCCAAUCAUCGUGUAAACGAUGCAGUGUUCACAGAAGGUGGGCUGCAGAUCGUGACUGGCCGCUUCAUGUACGGACCUCUGGACAUGGUCACACUGACUGGGGAGAAGGUGGACAUCCACAUCAUGACCCAGCCCCCGUCUGGAGACUGGGUGUACUUUGACACAGAGCUGACCAACAGCGGUGGCCGUGUGUCCUUCAUCAUCCCAGAGAGCAAACGGCUGGGGGUUGGCGUCUAUCCGGUCAAACUAGUGGUCAGGGGGGAUCACACAUUUGCAGACAGCUACCUGACAGUGCUUCCCCAUGGGACAGAGUUUGUUGUGUUCAGUAUAGACGGCUCAUUCGCUGCCAGCGUGUCCAUCAUGGGGAGCGAUCCCAAAGUUCGAGCCGGAGCAGUCGAUGUGGUCAGGCACUGGCAGGACCUGGGCUAUUUGAUCGUCUAUGUGACGGGGCGUCCAGACAUGCAGAAGCAGAGAGUGGUGGCCUGGCUGUCUCAGCAUAACUUCCCCCAUGGCAUCGUCUCCUUCUGUGAUGGCCUGGUCCACGACCCACUCAGACACAAAGCCAACUUCCUCAAGUCACUCAUGGAGGCUCACAUGAAGAUCUUUGCUUGUUACGGUUCUACCAAAGACAUCGCAGUCUACACCUCCAUCGGCCUCUCUCCCUCCCAGAUCUACAUCAUUGGCCGAUCCUCCAAGAAGAUGCAAGCUCAGUGCCAGUUCAUUACAGAGGGCUAUGCGACCCACCUCUCUCAGCUGGAGUACAACCAGCGCUCUCGGCCAGCAAAGACUAGCAGUGCCCGCAUGAUCCUACGGAAGGGCAGCUUUGGUCUGGGUGCAAAAAGCGACUUCCUACGGAAGCGGAACCGCCUGCUGCGCACCAUCUCCGCCCAGCCGGCCUCCAGCUUGCCCAGCGGCAGUGGCCACAGUAGACCAGAGCGCACACAGAGCCAGUCAGACAGCCACAGCCAGCAUGGCCCUGGACCAGCCCAGCGCAGCAUGAGCAUUACAGCAGGCUGCUGGGGCCGCAGUGGCAGCACCAAGCUGGAGCCUUGGGUGUUCAACCCAAAGUAGGAGGAUGAAAUUGAGCAAGGACAAAGGUGAUGAGGAAAGGGAAAAACUGCAGAAAGUGAAAUUUAAGAAAUUAAGAUUGAGAUGACCAGAGAAUAAUUUAAAGACAGGGGAGAGUGAGAUGCUGGUCGUAGGCUUUCAAAGCUCUAAAUACAGAGACAGGAAGAAGAAUGAGAGAAUACAUGUGGUAAACAGGUCAAUGGAAGUUGGGGAAAGCGCAAGCUGAUCGAACAAAGUGGAAAUUCGGCAAAUCCAUCAGGAUUGAUGUAUUCUAACAGGCCCACAAUGUGGUUACUAAAAUCCGAUUUGGAUAUAUUUGGCUGUUUUCGCUGCAUAAUAUAUAAAUAUCUGAUAAAUGCUAACUCUGGUUCAAAUAUAUGGUAGUAAAGCUAGCCAUAUGGAAAUCGUUGGUGGUAAUUGAAGCCGUUUUUUAAGUGUAAUGCUUGGUGACGAUGACAUAAAAAUGUAUUGGGGUUGACAUCCAUAGAAGCAUUAUACUCCAAAUUAUAAACUGGGUGGUUUGAGCCCUGAAUGCUGAUUGGCUAACAAACUUGGUAUAUUUAACCUUUAUUUAACU